AUGCGGAAACCACUGGCAUCCUUUCCGGUGGUUCUUCAGCCCCACGGGAACCACCGCGGUCCGCGGAGCCAGCGCGGUCGCCCGCGGUUUGAGGUGAAGAACACCUUGCACCAAGUGCUGCGUCGAGUGGAUGCCAAUGGGGAUGGCUACAUAGACAAGGAUGAACUGUUCUUUGUUUUGGACAGAGUGGGCACGUUCAAAAAGACCAAAUGGUCCAAUCUGCGUGAGACAGUGGACAAGCUUCUAGCAGGACUAGACACGAAUUCUGAUGGCUUCGUUGACAUACAGGAAUUCUUAGAUUGGGUGCUUCUGGACAAGACAAAAGCGUGCCCAACGACGUCUUCCCUGCAGAUCAAGCACGUCUUCCUUUCGGCCGGGAGGUUGUGUGCUGAGGAGCGCAUCGCCCUCUUUGAGUUGGAAGCCAAGGAGAACAAUGAGAUCCUUCUCCGAGCUGGGCUAGGCGAAUUGAUGGACCCCAAGCGGCUCUUGCUGUCGGUGGGAUCCUCCUCGACCCAGGCCUAUGAUGCCAAGGGCCUCACCGUCUCGGUGCCCACCGGAACGAAGGUCGCCAGUGACCGAGCCUUGAGGGAGCUGGUGGAGGCCAUCACAAGAGUGGGGGAAAGCUAUGAGCAGAUCUUGCUGAUCAACUCGAUUGGAUAUUUUCUGCAGCCCGACGACCCGGUGCUGCUGGAGCUCAGCGAGUUGGCUCGGCGGCGGCCGGACAGCGCCGCCGAGCGCUUCGAUGCCAUGCUUCGGAAGGCGGUCGAGCUGUGCCGCUGUGCGGACCCCAACACCAAGCGGUACAAGUUCCCACAGCUCUUCAACGACUUUAGCCUCUCUUUGACCAAGGGCUGUGGCUUGCCGAUAGGCGCACUGGACUUUCACCCCGACAUCAUUGUCGACUGGGGCGGCACCUCCUAUAAGGUCUUCAUGAAUGGCAAGCGGAUUGGUACCGAGGUCAUGGAUGCGAAUGCCUUUCUGUGCGAGGGUGGCACUUUGCACCGAGACCGUGGCUUGGUGCAGAUUCAAUCUAUUCCAAUCUAG
Molecule: messenger RNA, 1044 nt
Organism: Durusdinium trenchii
Lineage: Eukaryota; Dinophyceae; Suessiales; Symbiodiniaceae
Source: the annotation of a GenBank genome assembly